Messenger RNA from Suricata suricatta (meerkat), 1836 nucleotides. RefSeq names its product small nuclear RNA activating complex polypeptide 1 (gene SNAPC1). The transcript has 10 exons. Gene Ontology annotation, biological process: snRNA transcription by RNA polymerase II; snRNA transcription by RNA polymerase III. Gene Ontology annotation, cellular component: snRNA-activating protein complex. The coding region runs from base 50 to 1183 and encodes 377 amino acids. Gene Ontology annotation, molecular function: sequence-specific DNA binding. Lineage: Eukaryota; Metazoa; Chordata; Mammalia; Carnivora; Herpestidae. The record is from RefSeq and is a predicted model, not a curated record.
UCGGCGACAGCCGCCGGCUGCGCCGCGCGUGGUCCCGGGCUUUGCAGGCAUGGGGACUCCUGCAGGCCUGCAGACUGACUGCGAGGCGCUGCUCAGCCGCUUCCAGGAGACUGAUAGCGUGCGCUUCGAGGACUUCACGGAGCUCUGGAGGAGCAUGAAGUUCGGGACCAUCUUCUGUGGUAGAAUGAGAAAUUUGGAAAAGAACAUGUUUACAAAAGAAGCAUUAGCUUUGGCUUGGCGAUAUUUUUUACCUCCCUACACCUUCCAGAUCAGAGUUGGUGCUUUGUAUCUGCUGUAUGGAUUAUAUAACACCCAACUGUGUCAACCAAAACAAAAGAUUAGAGUUGCCCUGAAGGAUUGGGAUGAAGUUUUAAAAUUUCAGCAAGAUUUGAUAAAUGCACAACAUUUUGAUGCAGCUUAUAUUUUUAGAAAACUGCGACUAGACAAAGCAUUUCACUUUACAGCAAUGCCCAAACUGCUAUCAUACAGAAUGAAGAAGAAAAUUCAGCGAGCUGAAGUUACAGAAGAAUUUAAGGACCCAAAUGAUCGUGUAAUGAAACUUAUCACUUCUGAUGUAUUAGAGGAAAUGCUGAAUGUUCAUGAUCAUUAUCAGAACAUGAAACAUGCAAUUUCAGGUGAUAAAUCCAACCCAGACAAAGCCCUCAGCUUGAUAAAGGAUGAUUUUUUUGACAAUAUUAAGAACAUAGUUUUGGAGCAUCAGCAGUGGCACAAAGACAGAAAGAAUCCAUCCAUAAAAUCAAAAGCUAAAGAUGGAGAAGAAAAGAAAGAAGGAAAUUCACAAGAAUCAGAGAGAUGUGAAAGGGCAGAAUCCUUAGCAAGAAUAAAAUCAAAGGCCUUUUCAGUUAUUGCUCAGGCAUCCAAGUCAAGAAGGCACCGUCAAGUAACACUUGACUCUUCUGACUCUGAUUCUGCAUCUGGUCAAGGACAGAUCAAAGCAACUAGGAAAAAAAGAAACAAAGAAACAAUGAAAUCAGCAGGAAGGAAAAUGUCUUCCAAAAACAGAGAUGACAUGCAGAAUUUACAUAAAGAAGAUAAAUCUUUAAGGCUGAGUAUGCCUGUAAUUACAGAAGAAGAAGAAGAAGAGGACAAGAAAGGUUUUAGUGAAACAGAGUUCACUGCACCCAAGAGGAAAAGAAAAUCCAGAAAAAAGAACCCGGUGUAGAGUUCUUAAUUCUGACCUUCCUGACAGAAGAAAAGAUUUAUAUUUUGUAUGUUGAACAGGAGGACUGCCAGUAUUAAAAAUAAUUCUUCUGGGAAACUAGGUUAUUUCAUUGAAAUGGCAAUAUCUUAACAUAGUCCUAGAAUAAAGGAAAAAAAUUAGAAAGAAUUUACUUCAGAAUUUAAUUUUAACAUUUCUGUUCGUGAAAUUGGCAUAAAUGGAAAUAAAGGUUGGGUUUAGAAUGUAAAAGAAAUAAUCCUGUUAUUUGCAGAUUAUUACGGCUUCCUAUAACUUUUUGUGAUGUUUUACUUACUAUAGUUCUGAUAAUAUUAACUAUUUAAAAUACUUGUUCUUGAAAUAGUCAUAUUUAUUACAUGCAAGUGGCUAAUUUAUAGUCUUGUAAUGGAUUUUUUUAUGAUGUGUAUUAACUAUUUUAUAUAUUGUACGGAUAAGUGCAAUGCAAUUUUUGCCUUAUUUGCUUUAUUUUUAAACAUACGAAACUUCUGUUGUACAAAACUUAGAUGAUAAUUUAGGAAGCCCAGUUUCUACUUCUGCAGUCAGUUAAAUAUUCUAUGGUGCUUGUUUUAAAACUUCCUUUGGCCUAACAUUUAUGAAUAUAUGUACGUGUAUAUAUAAUAAAUGUCCAUAUGUACAUA